Staurois parvus is the source of this 892-nucleotide messenger RNA. Lineage: Eukaryota; Metazoa; Chordata; Amphibia; Anura; Ranidae. The record is from the annotation of a GenBank genome assembly.
AUGGCGGCAGCUUCCUGGUCACAUCGCGUUCUCCACCUUCUACUGAAACUCAACAACCUACAGAGAGGAGGGUGUCUGCCGUUCUGUGUCCAGGGCCGGAGGGUCGGUUGGGUACGUCAGUCGGUGGCUCAGCUUCUGUCUCAGAGCUUCAAUGUGUUCACGCUGCAUGGAGACCCCGCUACCCAUCUGGAGCUCGGUGACCACCUCCGCUCCCCCCAGGAGAGGACCCGGGCCGUACAGGAGGUGAUGGAGUCACUGCAACGUCAGGACGCCUUCCCGUGCCUCCAGGAAUGGAGGGGUGAGCUCUAUGAUGUGAAUAGCCUCUUCUCUGAUCCUCCCCUUCUCAGCAUGGGAGCGGGCCGCAACACCUCUCCUCGGGGUCCCCCGGUAUGGAGUCCAUGUGAACGGCUAUGUAUAUAAAGGCGGAGAGCUCUUCCUGUGGGUGGCUAGACGAUCUCUGACCAAGGCCACCUACCCAGGGAAGCUGGACCAUCUGGCAGCGGGGGGGAUCUCUGCCGGCUCUGGGGUGUGGGAGACCCUCCUGAAGGAGUGCAAAGAAGAGGCCUGUAUCCCAGAAUCCAUUGCGGCCACAGCCACGCCCUGCGGGACAGUCAGCUAUGCCUAUGAGAAGGGGGAGGGGAUCUACCUGGAGUGUCAGUUUGUUUUUGACCUGGAGGUUCCAGAGUCCUUCCAGCCAAUCGUGGGGGACGGAGAGGUGCAGGAGUUCUUCUUGUGGCCAUUGGAGAAGGUGAGGGAAGCCAUUGCCACAGAGGAGUUCAAACCCAACUGUGCCCUGGUGAUCCUGGACUUCCUGAUGCGGAGAGGACACGUCCAGCCUGACACAGAGAAGUUCUACACAAGGUAUGUGGAGUUGCUGCACGCCCCGCUCUGA